ACGAUCUACCUCAAAUAAAUUAUCACGCAGACAAAUCCCUGGACAGCUUUUGUAAAUGGCAGUCCCAGUUCGUGGAGAACAGCACAGACAGCAGUGUAGGACAUGACAACGCUGUCCUUAUAACUAGGUAUGAUAUUUGUACCUAUAAGAACGACCCAUGUGGAACAUUAGGUCUGGCCCCAGUGGAUGGGAUGUGUGAGAAAGAACGAAGCUGCAGCAUCAACCAAGACAUUGGGCUGGCCUCUGCUUUCACUAUAGCUCAUGAAAUUGGACACAAUUUUGGCAUGCACCAUGACGGGGCUGGAAACCAGUGUGGGAUGCCAGGAAAAGAACCAGCACGACUGAUGGCAGCAAGAUUAACAAAAGAGACUUCGCCAUUCUAUUGGUCAAGCUGUUCUCGGAAAUACGUCACAGACUUUCUGGACGCAGGUAAAGGAUGGUGCUUGGAAAACAUCCCAUUGAAAAGAGAAGCUUACCCCAGGGACCUGCCUGGGGACACAUUUGAUGUCAAUACCCAGUGUCGCAUGCAGUUUGGCCCAACAUCCAGAGGAUGCAAGCUCAAGUAUGCCUGUGAAGAGCUGUGGUGCAUGAACGAAGCAGACGCAUGCGUAACCAACAGUAUCCCAGCAGCUGAAGGCACUGAAUGUCAAAUCUCAAGACAGAAGAGAGGAUGGUGUUUCCGAGGUGAAUGCCGAAACCCCAAGUAUGAGACAAGAACAGUGCAUGGAAACUGGGGGCUAUGGGGUGAGUGGGGAGAGUGCUCUCGGACCUGUGAAGGUGGUGUUUCAGCCAACGUCAGAGAAUGUGACAAUCCUGAACCCAAAGAUGGUGGCAGAUACUGUAUUGGGCAGAGAAAAAGGUACAGAUCAUGCAAUGUCACACCUUGUCCAGCUAAUUCUGAAGACUUCAGACAGGUUCAGUGCAGCAGUUACAACAAUGUGACAUUCAGGGGCAGGCUGUACAAAUGGGUGCUCUAUACUGGAGAGCAGGCGAAACCAUGUUCUCUGAUCUGCAUGGCAGAAGGUUAUAACUUCUACACUGAGAGGUCACCAAAAGUCAAGGAUGGUACCAAGUGUUUCCCAGACAAACCUCACAUCUGUAUCAAUGGUGACUGUCAUUUUGUAGGUUGUGAUGGCUACCUUGGAUCUCAAGUAAGAGAAGAUAACUGCAGAGUGUGUGCUGGAGAUAACUCUACAUGCAAAACUAUCUCUGGCUACUUUGACAAACCUCUUCCAAAAGGAG
Molecule: messenger RNA, 1242 nt
Organism: Candidula unifasciata
Lineage: Eukaryota; Metazoa; Mollusca; Gastropoda; Stylommatophora; Geomitridae
Source: the annotation of a GenBank genome assembly